Molecule: messenger RNA, 1632 nt
Organism: Amaranthus tricolor (Joseph's coat)
Lineage: Eukaryota; Viridiplantae; Streptophyta; Magnoliopsida; Caryophyllales; Amaranthaceae
Product: tubulin beta-2 chain-like
Exons: 2
Coding region: 504-1400 (298 amino acids)
Biological process (GO): microtubule cytoskeleton organization; mitotic cell cycle
Cellular component (GO): cytoplasm; microtubule
Molecular function (GO): structural constituent of cytoskeleton; GTPase activity; GTP binding
Source: RefSeq, a predicted model, not a curated record
AUCAUUCAAAUUUUUGUUUUGAAGCUAUUAAUUCAAAUAUGAGACAUGUUUAGUUGAUUUUGGUUGAAGAUGUGCUCAUAAGUGUAAAAAUGCAAUAAUGGUUGCGAUCGUGAUAACUAGCGUUGAUGCGGUAGCGGUAGUAAUGUGCUUAUUUUAACACCUAAAUAUGGGUCGAAACUAAAAGAUAUCCCUCGAUAUAGCACAAAAUUUGAUUUUGUUUCCACCUUUCCAAUGCGGGAUAUAUCAGUUCGUUUAUUUUGAAAACCUUUACAUUUCGGCCGAUGCGAUGUAAUGCCACAUUGUUUGUUUUUUGGUGUUGAGUUAGGAUUAAUUUUUGAUGUGAAAAGAAAUAAUUUAAUUCUUGAGUUUUACUUUAAUUAGUAACAGUAAUUUUGAACCAAGAUGUUUUUUUGUUGAUAUAGUGAUUAGGUUUAAUUGAAUAUUGUUGUAUAAAUGCAGGAUUUCAGGUAUGUCAUUCACUGGGUGGUGGUACCGGAUCUGGUAUGGGUACCCUGCUCAUAUCGAAGAUCAGAGAGGAGUACCCAGACCGAAUGAUGUUAACCUUUUCAGUUUUCCCAUCCCCCAAAGUUUCCGAUACGGUGGUGGAGCCUUACAAUGCGACACUCUCGGUUCAUCAGCUUGUUGAGAAUGCUGACGAAUGUAUGGUGCUCGACAACGAAGCUUUAUAUGAUAUCUGCUUCCGCACACUCAAGCUAACAACUCCUAGCUUUGGAGAUCUGAACCAUCUCAUUUCGGCUACUAUGAGUGGAGUUACUUGCUGCCUUCGUUUCCCUGGGCAGCUGAACUCUGACCUCAGGAAGCUUGCAGUAAACCUCAUACCAUUCCCACGUCUGCACUUCUUCAUGGUUGGAUUUGCACCACUCACAUCUCGUGGAUCCCAGCAGUACCGUGCCCUCACUGUUCCUGAGCUUACUCAACAAAUGUGGGAUGCCAAGAACAUGAUGUGUGCUGCUGAUCCUCGGCAUGGCAGAUACUUGACAGCGUCAGCCAUGUUCCGUGGCAAGAUGAGCACAAAGGAAGUUGAUGAACAGAUGAUCAAUGUGCAGAACAAGAACUCUUCCUACUUUGUGGAGUGGAUUCCAAACAAUGUCAAAUCCACCGUUUGUGACAUUCCACCCACCGGCUUGAAGAUGGCUUCCACAUUUAUUGGAAACUCAACAUCGAUUCAGGAGAUGUUCCGCCGUGUGAGCGAGCAAUUCACUGCUAUGUUUCGCAGAAAGGCUUUCUUGCAUUGGUACACUGGUGAAGGGAUGGAUGAGAUGGAAUUCACUGAAGCCGAGAGCAACAUGAAUGAUCUAGUGGCUGAGUAUCAGCAAUAUCAGGAUGCAACUGCUGAUGAGGAAUAUGAUGAUGAGGAUGUAUACGAAGAGGAGGAAUAGACGGACGAAUUAACGAUGAUAUGAUGUGUGGUGUGCUUCUUUAGGUUGAGACAACUUGUCUACUUGUAAAAUACAUACGAUUGUUGCAGGGGUCUUAAAAAUUUUACUCCUAUUAGUUUCUACAUUUUGUGUUAGAUUAGAAUUUUGCGGUCGCAAACUUAAAUCUGUUAAGUCUUAUGGGAUUGUAUUUGUGACUAUGUUUGGUUUAUUCAAGGUUAACCUUAUAGUGCUA